CGUUACUGCACUGGGAGGUUUUAAGUGCAGAGGAACUGGGCUGUGAACACACGGAGCAGCGGCAGCAGAAGAAGAUGGAGGCCUCCAGCAGCAGCUCUUCCUCCAGCUCGUCUACCUCCAUCAGAGACUUUACACACUCAGCGCUGCAGCUCGUGCACUGGAAAGAACCAAAGAAGUCGGCAGCUGCGUUCGGAGUGUCGCUGCUGGUUCUGGUCUCUGUGGCGACGCUGUCCGUCAUCAGCGUGGUGUCCUACCUGCUGCUCACUGUCCUCUGCAUCACCAUCACCUUCCGGGUUUAUAAAUCAGUGAUCCAGGCGGUCCAGAAAUCAGACCAAGGACAUCCAUUCAGGUCUCUGUUGGACAGGGACAUCUCCGUGUCCCCAGAGGCCAUCCGUCUGCUCGUUGAUCGUUGUCUGGUCCUCCUGAAUCAUUUCACAGAUACGAUGAGGAAGCUGCUGCUGGUGGAAGACAUGUUUGACUCUCUCAAGCUUGCUGCGGUCAUGUGGAUGAUGACGUACGUCGGAGCAAUCUUUAACGGAGUCUCCAUCCUGAUCCUAGCGGACAUUAUUUUCUUCAGCACACCGCUCAUCUACCAGAAGAAGAAGACACAGAUCGAUCAGUACAUUGACUUGAUUCGGUCCAGAGUGGAGGAGACGCUGCAGAAGGUGCAGGACCGGUUACCUGGAGCUGUGAGAAGAUCCAAAGCUGAGUGACCAGCUGACCCGCACACUGUGCUCUGAUUGGUCUGUCU
Messenger RNA from Perca flavescens (yellow perch), 751 nucleotides. RefSeq names its product reticulon-3. The record is from RefSeq and is a predicted model, not a curated record. The transcript is spliced from 8 exons. Gene Ontology annotation, cellular component: neuron projection; endoplasmic reticulum membrane; postsynaptic density. Bases 75 to 713 code for a protein of 212 amino acids. Lineage: Eukaryota; Metazoa; Chordata; Actinopteri; Perciformes; Percidae. Gene Ontology annotation, biological process: brain development; neuron differentiation; endoplasmic reticulum tubular network formation.